Molecule: messenger RNA, 1432 nt
Organism: Lineus longissimus
Lineage: Eukaryota; Metazoa; Nemertea; Pilidiophora; Heteronemertea; Lineidae
Product: histone-lysine N-methyltransferase PRDM16-like
Exons: 2
Coding region: 129-1124 (331 amino acids)
Biological process (GO): regulation of transcription by RNA polymerase II
Cellular component (GO): nucleus
Molecular function (GO): RNA polymerase II transcription regulatory region sequence-specific DNA binding; DNA-binding transcription factor activity, RNA polymerase II-specific
Source: RefSeq, a predicted model, not a curated record
GUGACAGGAAGAGACCGGUCGACAACUGCCCAAAAGAACAAUAUUGUGACAGUAUCCCUUCAAAACAGCUGUAACAUCCGGAUAUCAAUACGGCGGCGGGGGCUGGAUGACAUUCGUGACACGGUACCAUGUUCAAUCAAGAGGAGCCUUGGGUAAUUUCCCCUGAUAAGCAGACGACGAUCGCCAUGAUUACCCCGCCAAAAAAACGACACCGAUGCCACCACUGCCGGUAUUCCACCAACCGUCGGAACAACCUCCAGCGACACAUACAGGCGAUGCACAGCCAGACUGCGAUACCACUCCGGUGCUGCGGGACAGAUUUUCAAAACAAGGCAGCGCUGCGGCAGCACACUCGGGCCUGCCACCGGGAUGGCUACACUUGCCAAGAGUGCGGCCGUGUCUUCUGUCGAAAGGCACUGCUCCGGCGACAUCAUAGCGUGCACAGCGGCGUCAGGGAGCACGUUUGUGACAUGUGCGACUAUGCCACAAGCCACAAAAGCAAUUUAGAAAGACACAAAAAAGUUCACGAUCGAGAUUCAUCUGAAACUGAUCAUAGGGAAAACAAUCUUCUUAUUGAAGCUAAAACGAAUAGGGAAACAACUUUCGCCAUUCCAAAAAGUGACAACGAUUCGUCUUUGACGCAACAUGUCUCCGAUAACAGGAUGCAGGUUGUGCGACCUAUCCCGCGAUUGCCCGAAGGUUUUUCCCAGAGGACAAAACCUGUUAUUCCCUUUUCAAACUUCUCGGACAAAUAUUUCGGCUUGAAAUCAAACCCUUGGCAUUACCCGUCCAUUUUGGUACCUCCACCAAUACGUCCUUCCCAGCAGUCUCUGGUAGCGAUGUUUGAUCCAGUACACGAGUCUCGGAGGCCUCAUUGCGCAGGGAACAUCGCGACGUCCUGGUAUGACUGUCCUCUCUGUGCCUUUUCGUUGGACGCUUGUCGGAUUCACCGCACCCCAUAUUUUGUGCCAAAUUUUCUCAGGCAAAGGAGGACACUUCCUUUCCCUGUAGGAAGACACUUCAGAACCGAGACCCCGCCCAUGGUUCUGGGCGCCGAAGGGAAAGAUAUCACCACCAUAGCGAAUGCCAGACUCCCACUAAAGAAACGGGACAUCAUAUGUUGAGACAGACGUUAUCAACCAGUGUGACAGAAAUGCGAGUCCAACUGGAAUGAAAGUCCCAGGGCAAGAAACAGUUUUUAUUGAGACAGAGAUGGUCAUUGCUGUUACAAACCGUCUUGAAAGAUAUCUUUUAGUGAGACACAUGUUGUAUAAAUAGUGAAUGUUAGUUGCUAUUCUUCUGAACCGUUAUCAGUCCCCUUUCAGUCAAAAGCAUACACAAGACUAGUCUAUUCAUCAAAUAAAUGGACAGGGUGAUGUAAACUCUUCUUCUAAGUAAAUAGAAUUCAUGAUUAUUCAGGAUAGAACAAUUU